ACAUAAGAGUAACUAUUAUCUUAAAAAUAUAUCGUAGUUAAAACGCUUGACGAAUUCUAAAAUGUCUUUAAAUUGUAUUAUUUUGUUUUGUUUAUCGUACUCUUUUUUUUUAGCCAAAUCUAAAGGCUUAGAAGAAACAGAAAUGGCGGACGGCACAUACUUAGAUAUUUUAGAAGAAAUGAUGAUUGACGAUAACGUGAUACUGAGUUUGUGGAAUAAUUUGCAGGAACAAGGUUCAAUACAAAGUGGUUACGUUACGUUCGAUACAUUGAGUGACCGACUUCCUAUAUCUUUCCAUGUUAAAACUACCAUGUGGCAUAAUCUCCCAACACAUUCUUCAAUAGGAGACAAACUGGAUUAUUCAACAUUUAAACAAAUGAUGAAAGACAACUUUGUAAAGCAAGAAGGAAUUGAACUUCUUAAAUUUAUAAAAGGUGAAUUAUUUUGAUGUAUCACGAAGUGUGAUGAUUCAAUUAUCUAGUAACUAGUUUACCAGAAGAAUAUGUUUUUGAUUUAAUAAUAUUGCAUUACAAAAUUAAAGCUAAUAAACACAUAAUCACAAAGUAUUGUUUUUAGAACAUAA
Molecule: messenger RNA, 583 nt
Organism: Adelges cooleyi (spruce gall adelgid)
Lineage: Eukaryota; Metazoa; Arthropoda; Insecta; Hemiptera; Adelgidae
Exons: 3
Coding region: 62-448 (128 amino acids)
Source: RefSeq, a predicted model, not a curated record